Messenger RNA from Oncorhynchus masou masou (cherry salmon), 1912 nucleotides. RefSeq names its product zinc finger protein 239-like. The record is from RefSeq and is a predicted model, not a curated record. The transcript has 3 exons. Gene Ontology annotation, biological process: regulation of DNA-templated transcription. Gene Ontology annotation, molecular function: RNA polymerase II cis-regulatory region sequence-specific DNA binding; DNA-binding transcription factor activity, RNA polymerase II-specific. The coding region runs from base 909 to 1415 and encodes 168 amino acids. Lineage: Eukaryota; Metazoa; Chordata; Actinopteri; Salmoniformes; Salmonidae.
UGGCCUGAAGCAGGAGAAGGUAUCAGGGGAGGAGUGGAGCAGCUGUGGGGGCGUGGCCAGGGAAACAGCCUUAAAUGAUCUGGAGGAGACUGAGGCCACCAGCCCUAGGAAAAUCUCUGAGUCCACAGAGGUCGGAGGUCAGAAGCUGGACAGCCUGCUGAAAGAGGAGCCUCUCCACAACACUGAGCUACAGGAGAGAUGGGGCGUCUGCCUGGAUGGGGCCGAUGGUUCAGACGUCUCGGGGCCCAGUAAGAGUUUUAUUCAGCAGGAUCUACAGCGGUGCCAGGAUGACUGGGCUUCUGGUCUAGACCAGGGCCUGAACCACCGGGCCCCGAGGGAGACCCCAGCCAACCUCUCUACCGCCCCCGCUACGGCAUGGAGGAACUGGGGGUCGGCUUUGAGAAGUCUGGUUACGGCAGUAGUGGUAGUGGCGACCAUCUUCUAGACAUGGAAGGGCUGGAUAGGCUUCCUGGUUCUCCGUCUCGUCUGGGGGGGCUGAGCUACAGAGUUGCAGGUCGCUACCAGGUGGACCUGGGGGGGUCUGAGGGGGGAGACCAUCACCAUCGCUCCCACAUGCCUCGCUCCCAUCGGAGCCGGAGGGAGCAGGUGGGGUCGCCAAUGCCAUCCCCCCACCCGGAGGUGGGAGACCUGAACUGCCUGUUGAUCAACGAGGAGGGUUACCUGCAGGACUCCAGUGUCGUGUACCCAGAACAUGGUGUCCCAGAGUCAGGUAGUAGAGCCGGCCACAGGGGGCUAUCCUCCAUCCACUCUGGAAGCUCAGCCCACAACAACACAGAGAGCCUGUAUGAUGCCGCUGACGACUUUGGACUCUCUUUAAACCUCAGAGAUCGUUCACAAGAGCAGGUAACAGGAGUAGGGGGAGGCGUCAUGCCUGCAAUCAAUGUACCAUGACCUUCCCAGACUUUGGUUCCCUCAAGGCCCACAAGCAGACACACAAAACUGGUAGAGAGUCAGGGUCUGGGCCUCCGUACUCCUGCACCCAGUGCGGUAAGACCUUCACCCAGGCCUGCAACCUCAAGGUCCACCAGAGGGUCCACCAGGCCAAGGGACUCCACCUCUGCAGCCACUGCGGCAAGGGCUUCACCUCCUUCUCCGACCUGAAGAGGCACAAGUGCAGCCAGACCACAGACAAGCCCUACUGCUGCUCCAUCUGUGGGAACAAGUUCAGUCGGCUCUGGAACCUGAAGGUGCAUCAGCGCAUUCACACGCAGGAGAAACCCCACUGCUGCAAUAUGUGUGACAAGAGCUUCACACGGGCAGACAUUUUGAAAGUGCACCUGCGCACCCACACUGGGGAGAGACCGUACUGCUGUUCUGUGUGUGGACUCAGCUUCAAACGACUGGCACAUCUGAAGUCACACCAGCGCAAACACAGGCCAAAUCACCUGGACUGAAUUUUUUAUUGAUACAUUUUUUUGUUAUAUAACAGACACUUACAAUUGCUACAUUAAUCUUCGAACAGCUAGUUUUAUUAUUUUAUUUGACAUUGAGAACAUUUCUUGUGAUCAGUUCUUUAUUAAUAAGGACAUUGAAAAUAUGAACAUGUUUGCUGUGAUCUAGUGUACAAUAAAUUAGGCGGCUCUGCUAUUCUUACAACUUUGCCCAGUCAAAAAGGCGGAACUACUUUUCUAUGACUUCUGAUCCUUCUAGCCUUGAUUUUCAUUUUUAUAAUUUUUAUAGUACUUUUUAAUAUGUAUAAUUUUUACUAGGUGUUGUCCAAUUAAUUCUGUAACCCUCUUCAAAUCAAGUUUGAUUGGAAAAUGCUGUUCAAAUGACAUGCAUUAUCAAAUCUUUGUACUCCCUGACUAAGGCCAUGCAGCCGAAACGCGUCUGAGUUUAAUCUUUGUUUUCAUUUAACAUGCCGUACAAAUAAAGGCAUUUUAAUUAAUUA